Lymnaea stagnalis (great pond snail) is the source of this 644-nucleotide messenger RNA. Lineage: Eukaryota; Metazoa; Mollusca; Gastropoda; Lymnaeidae. The record is from the annotation of a GenBank genome assembly.
AAUACUUAUGGCAACAGAUUGGAGGACAAUAUUGUGACAAGAAGUGGUCAUGUAAGGCACUCAGUGAAUUUUAAUAAAAACUGGCAUCUCAUUGAUUAAUAUGAAAAUAGUUCCUAUGCUAUACUGUAUGACAAAUAAAUUUUAUUCUCAUGUUUAAACCAAAUUAGAUUUUGAUUAAAUGCUCCAUGAAGCCUGAAAACAAAUGCUAUAUUAAAUACUUUAUUAUUUUUUUCCCCCCUUAGUAAUAAGGGCAGAGUUCUUUGAAGAGCCACAACAAAUUAAUUUAAGUGUAAGGGUUUUCACAGCUAGAAAAUGAUGGAAGAGGCUGACAUAUACAAUCCAUUCAUGUGGAAACAAUUAUGAAAUUUUCUGAUUUAACAGUUUGGACAGAGCUGUUUGUCAGAUGAAAACCACCAUUCUAAACUUAGUCCUCAUCCUUGUGUCACUGAAGCAACAGAUGGUGAUGAGAUGUUUGAUGUCACUGACAAUGAUCAAUUCCGUGGUGACGAGGCCGGAGAUUCGCUAGAUAAUGAUACAAACAAUAACUCGCUUGAUAGAGAUGAUGAAGGAGAUGAUGAAGAAGAGGAAGAUGACGAAGAUGAAGAUGAAGUGGACGAUGAUGAAACAGGUGAUAUUGUGCGCCC